AUGGUGGGCAUGAGCGUACUGCGGACAGUGGCUGCUUUUACAGCCAGAUGAAAUCCGCUGAAACGACCUUAUCCAUCAAUAAAUCUACUCUCCAGGACUGUUGCACGUCCAGAACAAGUAAAGAAUAUGAAUAUCCAUGGAAAAAGUAUGUUUAUCAAGCCCACUGACUUCUAUGAUAGAAGAUUUCUCCAUUUGCUGAAAUACUACAUUCGUCUCACUGGCAUCCCUUUUGCAGUACUUGUGACUUUUGUGAAUGUUGUCAUUGGAGAGGCUGAGUUGGCAGAAACACCUGAAGGCUAUGAACCAGACCUUCAUAUACAUCAAAAGCAUCCCAUCACCUGUUGGAUUGCUCGUACCUUUUAUGACAGCCCUGUGAAGGACUAUGAGAAAAUGAUGGGACUUAUAGAAAUUGAGGCAAAGAAGACUGAAAUGAGUCUCACUCACUUUGAAGUCUGCAGAAACAUGAGGGAAAAAGGAGAUGGACCCUGGUUCCAAAUUAAGACACUUGACAAGAGUCUGAUUGACCAUAGCCCCAAAUCAACCCCUGAUUACUAG
Messenger RNA from Xyrauchen texanus (razorback sucker), 555 nucleotides. RefSeq names its product NADH:ubiquinone oxidoreductase subunit B5 (gene ndufb5). The record is from RefSeq and is a predicted model, not a curated record. NCBI's taxonomy places the organism in Eukaryota, Metazoa, Chordata, Actinopteri, Cypriniformes, Catostomidae. The transcript has 7 exons.